Molecule: messenger RNA, 5016 nt
Organism: Bolinopsis microptera
Lineage: Eukaryota; Metazoa; Ctenophora; Tentaculata; Lobata; Bolinopsidae
Product: breakpoint cluster region protein-like
Exons: 24
Coding region: 358-2979 (873 amino acids)
Biological process (GO): positive regulation of GTPase activity
Cellular component (GO): membrane
Molecular function (GO): GTPase activator activity; guanyl-nucleotide exchange factor activity
Source: RefSeq, a predicted model, not a curated record
AGUAUGAAUGGUACAGUGGCAAAAGAGUAGGGCAUUGGAUUAGCAUUCUUAUAUUUUUACAUUGCUUCAAAAUUGUACCCUGUAAUCAGAGUGUGAAAUUUUGUUGCAGCACUACGAAGUAAUGAUCGCCAGGCCAUUUGGCAGCAUAAGCCUUAGAAGACUUGUAUCUGAAAGUUGAAAGUUGCAGUUGAUCAAGGCUUGCUUUGUGAACGAUUUGAAGUAAUUUAAUAUAGCUUUAAUGUAGCUAUCAAUUGUACAGUACAGGACUCAGGGCUUAGUAGCAUACUUUUAUCCAAAUAAAUCGACCCCAACUGGAAAUUGAUCCCUGGAUUUCGCCAUAGACACCAUUCCACCAUUAUGAUAUUUAUGAUUGAUAAAUUACUGAUACUAUAUAGUGCAAUGAAUAAAUCAUGGAAAGGAACUGAAGAAUUGGAAAAACUUAUCAAAGAAACUAAAGACCAAAUCGAUGAUCAUAAGCAAGAGCUUGCAAAACUAGAGGUUCAACUCAGUUGGCUUUUUAAAGAAAGAGAAAAUCAGAAGAAAAAUGAACAGGAAAUCCAGAAAGAAGAUGAGGAUCGGAAACACCGCUCAUUUCAUUCAAUGAAGCAAAAUUCACCUAAGCGUAAUCUACCUGUUGCACCAGUGAGACAACUUUCACAGAGUGAUUCUAGUACUGAUAAGCAGAUAAUCCGCUCAUCAACAAGUUCUUUUGUCAGCAAGCUGGCCGGAACUUCUCCAAAACUAAGUAAGAGACCAGUUUCCUGCUCAUUGGAAGACAUAUCUCGCAUUGGGAAUAGCUCUACAUCUUUGUUAUCCAAUAUGAAAGGCAAAAAGUUCUCUACCAUUGAUCUACGGUUUUUCAAAAGGCUCAGUAGUUAUGCGAGGAGCCCAACUCGAUGGGAUGGCUCAAACCCUAAACUAUCAAUUUCCUCGAUGGAUGAAGUAUUAUCAGAGUCUUUUAGUGUUAACACUUCUACAGACGAUUUGGAUGCUCUGAAUUCUUCUAGAUCUGAGGAAGGUAGAAAGACAGACGACGUGACAGAAAACAUUGAGUCUCAGAUGUUGCACCUACAACAGAACAAGGGAUUUUUCUCCAAAAAGUCAAAUAAAACUCAGGGAGAUGUCGGCGAUGGAACUUCACUUAUUAGUGACCAAUCAGCAGCAAGUGAUGAGCUCUCUGCAGAAAAUCUUUCAUUUUCAGACUCAAGUGGUUGUCAGGGAAACCAGACAUCGGGAGACUAUGAUGUACCUAGUCAAGAACAAAAUAGUGCCACGACGAGCUCAUCGUCAGUCUCGACAAGAAGUGAAAAGUUGGGAAAAAAGGUUCGCAGCACAAAAGGAAUGAUACGCAGUAAAUCUUCAGUCUUUAGAGACGAGGAUUCUCUAAGCCAGGGGUCCCUAUUCAGUUUUGAUACUGUUGAUAAACUUGUGGUGGUAGAAAACUUCUUAAAUUUGGAGCGCAGUUAUGUGGACAAGUUGAAAUUAUUGGUCGAGAAAUACGAACAAGCACUACGAGAACACUCCAAAGACUCGCUCACACUUCGUCACAAUGUUAACACCGUCUUCCACCACCCCUGCCACCUGCUCAUGAUUCACAAGAGUUUCCUUAUUGCUGCCCAGCAUCGCGUCAAAAAGCAGGCGUCUGGCAGUAACGUUCCUAUUUUGUUUGGGGAUCUCUUCUUGGAAAUGGUUAAUCAAUUUAAAGUCUAUAUUGAAUACGCUAAAGAUUUUCCAUUCAAUAUGGAGACAUUGUCUACAAUAGAAUCACAGUAUAUUCAGACUAAAGAACUUAUCGAUAAGAUCGGUAAAGAGGUGGAGAUAUCGUUGCCAGACUUGUUCCAUGUUCCUCUGAGACAAGUUGAAACAUAUCAACACCUCAUAUCUAAUGUCCGACUCCAGCUCCUUGGGGGAGAGCCUAGCAGUGAAGCCAUUAUCCUGGAGGAGGCAGAAUAUAAAUUAGAAGAAAUUACCUCAGUGAUUGACAAAAUAAUGGCUGAGGUACGUAAAAGGACAAGAAGUAACAGAAAGAGAGAGCUGAUACAUAAGGGCAUGAUGGCAGGUCAGAACGAGAAGGGAGCUCUCAAGAUGAGAUAUUUGUUUCUGUAUAACGAUGUGCUGAUUUGUGCCAGGAUGCCCAAAACGUCCGAUCACGCCAGUUUAUAUUUACCUAAGUGGUACCUUCCACUGUCGGACAUCCUACUUCCACUUACUCAUGACCCUGGGAAACUCAUGGAUACCAUACAACUAAAGCAGUUGAAAGUAAAGAUAAGAGAACUUCAGAGGCUAUUAAAAGAAGAAGACACAAAUGUCAUUCAGGAUGUUAAUAAAGGCCCUGUUUCGAAACGGAUGAGAGGUUUUAAGAAACAGCGGAGCAGACAACUGAAAGACUCGCUUAAUGACAAGAUUGAAGAAUACCACGUGUUACAUAUGAACCUCCCCUUCAAAAUUAUUUCCAAGCGAGGAAAGAUGUACACAAUGCACAUGCACGGCGAGAAAGAACGAGACGAAUGGAUGAGGCAGAUCCAAACGCAACUCAACAAAGUUCCGGCCUGCACAGCAAACAUCAGUCUUUCUAACGCGGAGGUGGAAAGUCUGUUGGAGAGAUAUACCAAGCUCCGUAAAAACUCGGCGAUAGCAAAGCUUGACGUUGAUAAUGACGACGAAACUCUGUACGAUGGAGUGCUUCUAGUACAAGUUAUUUGUGGCACUGAGUGUGGGGAGGUUGGUACUAAACCCGACAUCUACUGCACCCUCGAAGCUGAUUGUAAUGGGGAGAUGUGCAAGAAGAACAAGACUAAACUCAUGAAAGGGAGCAUCAACCCAAUAUGGGACGAGACGAUAUGUGUACCUGCCGAGGCUUGCCAGUUCCUGCGAUUCGAGCCUUCGGGAAGAAGAAAUUCUCAGCUCCACUCGAGAUCGGAAGUAAACUUCUCACUCUGGCAGAAUACAGCCUGGAGGACAACAGUCCUAAACCUUUAGCAGUGAACCUACAGCCAAAGGGUCAGAUCAAGUUGACAAUCCAGUUGUUGUCACUAGAGCAAGCCAGAUUACGCAAGGAAUCCCAGCAUCAAACAUUCGGGGUGCCUCUUGAAGAGCUUGCUCUCAUUGAGGGACAGAAAAUACCUCCUAUUAUCCACUCCUGCUUCAGGCAGAUAGAAAGACGAGGAGUGAUGGAGGAAGGGAUCUACCGGGUCAAUGGCAUCGUGGGAGAAAUACGCAGACUCAAAUCUGCUUUUGACGAGUCUGCUAGAAAUGGAGAGAUCCUGGCUACAGAAGCGGAAGUGAACGUGGUGGCUGGAGUUGUGAAGCAGUUCUUUAGAGAACUACCUAAACCUCUAUUUCCGGUGGAGAUGUACAACGACUUUGUGGAGUUGUUAGACAGCCAAGAUGAGGCUGACAAAGAGAAGAUGAUGAUUGCUUUUGGAGACAUUCCUGAGCCAAACAUCAGUGUCAUAGUUAGACUGAUCCAACACAUCAAAUAUAUCGCGGAGUACCAGCCCCGAAAUAAGAUGGACGUUAACAACUUGUGUUUGCUGUUUGGUCCGAACGUGGUGAAGCCACCACCCUGCGUAACCACCGGACAGCAAACCUGCGAGAGUGUGACAACAACUAGCAUGCAGCAGGUUACUUUCCUUAAGCAACAGGUGAACAUUCUAAAGUUUUUCUGUGAGAAGCCAAUGUCGAGAUUACACGAACUACAUGGCGACGAGGAGAGCUUGAGACCGGGUUCUGCUCCGCCAAUGUUAUCACCAACUUCUGAGAGGAAUAUCAAGCCCAUUGUCCGCCACGUGUCUGUUGCGAGUCUCAGCACCAGUGAGAUGAUCGCUGAAGAAGACUUCAAUUUCGACCUGGAAUAUUCGCCGUUGAGGGAGGACAAACGGGACCUUUUGCAAGAUUUGGGGAUUUCACUUCAAGAUAUAUCUAACGGGAACUGUAUCAGUCCCUCCAGCGAACUGUCAGAAUAUCCAGACUGUUCCAGACAAUCCUCAUUUGUAGGAGAUGACAGUUCAAUAGACAGAUCCACCACCUCGGAAACGGGGCGAAGUGCUGAUCUUCCCCUCAAGAAACUGUCCCUCGAGGACUAUGUGAAAAAGACUCCUUUGAGCUCGACAAGAUCGGGAGAUUCGGUCUUGUCGUCCGUUCCAUCGAUCAGUUUUCACAGUGCCCCACAGCUGAAGCAUUGUGGUGACUCUCGUCCGAGUUAGCAUAUCAACCUACAUGAAUCAACAUUCAUCUCCACUUAAACAUGUCUUAGCCAAAUCAAGCAAAGACGACCAAGUGAUAAAUAUAUCAGUGAGUUCUUGUGUUGUAGCCUCGAUGAGAAGAAUUAUAAUGUCGUACUGGUGAACAGCGUUUUGUGCUCGGUAGAUGAAAAAACUGGAGUUUCAUAAACUAAAGAGAGAGAUAUCACUGGCAGACAGAUACUUGAAAAUACAGCUCCUAAUAAUAUGCUUCCAACAUUGAUGAUUUUGUAUUGAUUACGGUUUGUGUCAGUCGGAUUCAAGCACUGUGUUUAUGAUUAUUGUAUUUUUCGAGUGUGGUUCACAUUUUGAAGGUGAUUGUUCGCUUAUCAGUCACAAGUACCAGUAUCACAAUCAUAGAGAUAUAAUCUUUUAAGAGAUACAUUAAAGCAAGGAAAGACACUGAAAGAUUUCGAGCUGCAUGGUGGCUGGUGAACAAAACGGAAAAAUUAUCUGACAAUAACAAUAAUUCGGGUGAUGAUUAAUUAUGAUGUUUCUAAUCAUGUGUUCCUUUUGGUUUUUAAAUUCCUCAAAAGCACGAAGAUAUUAUCGUUGAUGUUUUUAGUUAUUAAACGUGAUUCUUACAGCAUUGUUUAUGUUACAGUGAUAAUACGGUUUACAUUAAUUUAAUUGUAAUUGAUUCACAGAUAUAUUUCUUCCGAUCAUUUGUUUGAUUGUAUAAGUUAAAUACGCAUUCUGAUGACAUGAAAGCGUGUAAAAUAUUUUAUUUGAUGAUUUUAUCAUGAUGAACAGCUGUCAUUUUCGACAAACCUAG